Prunus dulcis (almond) is the source of this 1374-nucleotide messenger RNA. RefSeq names its product transcription factor bHLH94-like. The record is from RefSeq and is a predicted model, not a curated record. Lineage: Eukaryota; Viridiplantae; Streptophyta; Magnoliopsida; Rosales; Rosaceae. The transcript is spliced from 3 exons. Gene Ontology annotation, biological process: regulation of transcription by RNA polymerase II. Gene Ontology annotation, molecular function: RNA polymerase II cis-regulatory region sequence-specific DNA binding; DNA-binding transcription factor activity, RNA polymerase II-specific; protein dimerization activity. Bases 265 to 1236 code for a protein of 323 amino acids.
UAGAGAGUGAAAUAUUGAUCGAACACAUACACAGAGUUUUCUCCAACGCCCACAAGUUGGCUAGAUUAAUAUUUCAUCUCUCUCUCUCUCUGUGCCACUUGCUAAGCAAAUCGGUCACUUAGUCUUCGUGUCUGUUGGAAGAUUAUUCUCCUUAUAAAUUAUAGUGAUCCUAGAUCUCCAUACACGGAGCAGAAAAAAGUUUUCUUGCCUCAAAUUUUGUAAUUUCCAAUUGGGUUUUAGUCCGUGCAGAGAGAAAGAGAGAGAAUGACGUUAGAAGCUGUGGUGUUACAAGCAGACCGAUAUAGCUAUGGUUUCAAGGAUUUCCACGCCGUAGGAGGAGGAGGAGGAGGAUCUUGGAGCCAUGGCUUUGGUUUUGGAGAAGAUCAUCAGGAAGAGAAAGUGUACACUGAUCAUCAUAUGCUCAACAAUGAUGUAGGUCAACAAGGUUUCAAUAACCUGAGUUUGGAAGCUUCAAUGCUGCAAAGUGUCAACGACUUUGAAACCAACAGUGGGUCGGCUUUCAAUCGUGGGUUCUCUUCAACGGAAGCUCCGGCAGCUUCGACAGGACGGAGAAAGAGACGGCGCAUCCAAAACAUCAAGAACAAGGAAGAUAUGGAGACUCAGAGGAUGACCCACAUUGCUGUUGAACGCAACCGGAGAAAACAAAUGAACGACUACCUUGCUGCGCUCCGAGCUAUGAUGCCUGCUUGCUACGCCCAAAGAGGGGACCAAGCUUCAAUCAUAGGUGGAGCUAUUAAUUUCGUGAAGGAGCUUGAGCAACUUUUGCAAUCUCUAGAGGGCCAUAGACGAACCGAGCAACAACACUUGAAUUUGGCCUCAAUCUUCUCAAGCUUCUUCACCUUCCCUCAGUAUUCGACCUGCUUGAACAGUCAUGGUCAUGGCGUAUAUAAUAGCUCAGUGCAUUCAAAUGAGUUAAUGGCCGAGAAGCGGUCUGCCAUUGCAGAUGUUGAAGUGACAAUGGUGGAAAGCCAUGCCAAUGUUAAAGUGCUUAUGAAAAAGCAACCCAGACAGCUUUUGAAGAUGGUGCUUGGUUUGCACUCCCUGGGCCUUAUGAUUCUUCACGUUAAUGUCACAACUGCGGAUAAUAUGAUCCUCUACACUUUCAGCGUCAAGGUUGAAGAUAACUCUCAGCUGACCUCGAUGAAUGAGAUUGCGGCUGAUGUGUAUGAAAUGGUGGGUAGGAUUCAAGAGGAAGCUCAGCUUUUAGCUCAAUAACCCUUCUUAAUAAUUUGUCUACUUAUUGGCAUUAUAUGCUUUAUGCUUUAUGUAAUCGGUAGAUGAAAAUAACUUAUCUUGUAUUUUUAUGUGUCCUUUGAUGGCCUAAAAUUUAGAUGAACCAAGUUGUUGCCUCUA